This is a messenger RNA of Tripterygium wilfordii, 3287 nucleotides long. RefSeq lists its product as uncharacterized. Lineage: Eukaryota; Viridiplantae; Streptophyta; Magnoliopsida; Celastrales; Celastraceae. Bases 420 to 2735 code for a protein of 771 amino acids. The record is from RefSeq and is a predicted model, not a curated record. The transcript has 4 exons.
CUGUUUCAUACCACCAUCACCACUACUGGUUCUGUACUCCUGGGCUCUGGUUCCUGUGUUUUUCAAAACCAAAAUAACUAUUACUGCAACUACCAGUCCGACCACCACCACCGACUGAGUUUUCGAGACUCAUAAACAAAGUAAUUACCAAACCCUAGAAAAGAUGAGAAUAUCAUGAGCAUUCCCUGAAUUUUGAAUGGAAAACCCGCCUCAAACCCAAUUAUGUCCUAGCGGAUUCUCCAAUUACGCCUGCUUUCGGAUCCUUCGCUUCUACCUAUUCUUCUCCGGGGGUUGAGCCACACACAUACGAAGUGACAGAGAAACUUCCGUUUUGGUCUAUAUUUUUGGUUUUUUUUUUUUAACGGAGACUUGUUAGAAAGAUAGAUAGAGAGUCGGAGGGAGAGACUGGGAUCAGGGAGAUGGAUAGUUCUGGAUCGGGUGCGGCGGAUUGUGGCGUGGGGUCGAUCGUUUGGGUGAGGAGAAGGAACGGGUCGUGGUGGCCGGGGAAGAUAAUGAGUGCCGACGAGCUGGAAACUUGCCAUCUCACCUCGCCACGAUCAGGGACUCCGGUCAAGCUUCUUGGAAGGGAAGAUGCUAGCGUGGAUUGGUACAAUCUAGAGAAAUCUAAGCGUGUGAAGGCAUUUCGAUGUGGUGAAUUUGAUGAUUGUAUUGAAAGGGCUGAAUCCUCCCAGUGCAUGCCAAUCAAGAAAAGAGAGAAAUAUGCACGGCGUGAAGAUGCAAUACUUCAUGCACUUGAACUUGAGAACCAACAAUUGAGAAAACAAGGAAAAUUAGAUUUAGCUUCUGAUAACACAAGAAGUAAACCAUCUGGUUCAGUCAAGGAGUCAGCCACAUCUUCAGAACGUUUGAGAAAUAGUAGUGGAAAACCUGGGAGUUCUAAAUCUACUCAAAUUUCAAAAAGAGUGGAUACAGCUGUCAAGGAUGAGAUUAUCAGCAACCCUUCCUUUCCUCAAAAAGCAAAAGAUGGAAAUCUACCAUCAUGGGAAGAUGAUCAUACUGAAGUCACACCUCGAAUGCGAGGUUCGCAGGACUUCGGGCUUAGGACUGCCUCUUUAAAGUGUAAACUUUCACCUUCUGUUUCUUCAGACGCCUCUCAGAAGCGUCCAGAUGAUCACUCUCAAUCUCCUCCUGGGGCUUCUAACAUGGGCAGAACAGAUACUGCAAAUGGAACCGAUCAAACACAAGCCGGCUUUCGGGCAAAAAGAAGCAAGGGUCCUUACUUACCAGACUCAUCUAGUGAUUAUUUGGACUCUAAGGAAGUUCCUUCUGGCCACAUUGAGAUGUCAGCUUCCCAACUCGGAGAUGAUGAUGGCCGUCCUCAUCCUGAUUCCCCGGCAGAGGAGAUCGGUUCGAAAUUAUUGGAAGCUGUUGAAUCUGAUUCUACAGAAUCUGAUACGUCUGAAUCUGAGACUGAUUCUUCCGAGACUGAACCGGAUAUCAAUGAGACGACUGUUCAUUCAGAUUCUGCUGCACCUACAGUAUCAGAAUUGCACCCUCUGGGACUACCGGAAGCACCAGGAGAGCAUGGAGGCACAAGUAGUGAGGAGCCAGAUGAGUCAGAACUUUCAGGCGACAUGUCUCAGCUAUAUCCUGAUGAUGUUUUUCUUGCUAAUGAAGCAGUGUCCAAAUGGCAAUUGAAGGGGAAGAGGAACAUUCGCAAUUUUACAAAGAAGUCUUUGGAUAUUGCUGGUGGAAAAGGGUUCAAUGGAUCCAUUUAUGGAAUGAACCGGACCAAGUUCAGGCAACGAAUGUCUGGGCAGAGUUUGAGAUUCCAAGGAAACAAUUAUUUUGAUGAUGGUAUUGAUGAGGCUGAUUUUGAUGAGAGGGAUUUUGGGACCCAAAUGGUAGGCUCGUAUAAUAGAGGUUCUUCUUAUGCAUCAAUGUCUGUCCCCACGGGACGAAAUAGUAUGGGUCGUACUAUGGUUGAUUGGGAUGACCAGACUUGGGAGAAUCUUUCGCCUUGGCAAGGUCAAUGGGAGGAUAGCAGGGAGCGUUUUGAUGCAACAUUUAUUGGUAGUCAUCAUUUAGGUGGAAGGACGAGAUCCACCUUAUUUGAUGUAGAUUUGAAGGUGCAAGCAAGCUAUCAAAAAGAACAUGUCCCUAUUGUCUCUCUUAUGAGCAAGUUAAAUGGAAAGGCAAUAAUAGGUCACCCCAUCCAAAUUGAGGUUCUAGAAAAUGGCUCUGCGGAAAAUCUUCUUUCUACGACUGCUCAUUUUGAAAAUGGAACGACUGAGCCUGAUGGAAAUACAGUACUUCCACAAGCAUGGAAAACUGCUAGGAGGACCAGCUUUCGGGUCCCACGAGCUCUAUCAUCGUCACUGGAUUGUGGAGAUGCUGACGAUGGUGAAAGCAGACCACAAUUCAAGAAAUCCAAAUCUGGGAGUUUUAAUAAAAACACCAGCCUGUUUGUGAGGACACUUCCUCAGAUUUCCCAGCCUCCAGCAGAUAGGAAGAGAGCAAGAAAGCCAAUGAAGAAAGUUACCUUAUCUUCUAGUCGGAAGACAAGAACUCUGUCGUCAAUUGCUACUGAGCAACAUCUCGUUAAGCCACUACAUCGGCUGCUUAAGCCAGAAUCAUCUGGUCCCCCAACAGUGGUUUGCAUUCCUGUCAAGUUAGCAUUUAGUCGGUUACUUGAAAAGAUCAAUAGGCCACCAUCGAAAGCAGCUAGUAAGGUGGUUUUUUCAAAUAAUGAUGCAGAGAGGCAACCAUCAUAGGAUACCUGUAAUUAUUAUAUGGGAAUACUAAUCCUGUUAAUUCAACAAUUGGUGCCCCUUUACUUUUUCUGACAAUGGCAUUAUCUGCUGGAGCCUGUGCACACAUUGACAGCAUGGCCAGGGUAAGACGGCUUUCUUUUUGGAAUAAUCUUGCGCCAGGUAAGAGACUAUACUCUGAAUGUGUCGAGGUUGCGGAAAAGUGAAACAAUUGCAAGAAGCUGUAGUUAGGCAGGAAAGAAAAGAAAUUGUGGAAGUAGAGUAGUUUGGGAUUGAAGUAGCUUGAUGUGUGUAUACAUAUAUAUUUUCGGCUAUGUUUUCAUGUAUUUCAAGCCUUCUUUUUUCAUUAAAUACUAAUGUAAAGUAUAUAGUGGGACUCAAGGUAGGGGAAUACCGGUGCUAGGCUUCUUCUUGGACGAUCUUUGAAAACUUGUAAUUCAGUUGGGUAGGCAAGAGUUGGUCUGUUGCUUUUGAGCAUAUAAAAUACUCUUGGAAGAACAUUGAUGAUUAUUUGGGAUGAUAUGCAAAUUCUGAACUACUAGGUCCAUUUCAUUA